AUGUUUUGCUCGUAUCAUCGUAUCGUAUCCGUAGAAUGCACUUCACCACAAUGCCAAGAGGAGCUAACACCAAUCGGUGUAUCGGCCGUUGCACUGUUGCCAUUGCACACCAGUUCACCCGAGCGUCGCAUUACACAGAAAGAAAUCAUUGCCGGCGAAGAGCGUCCCAAAUAUGUGCUCCAAUCGCAGUAUAAACCAUCGCCAGUGACCGAGCGGCGCAUUGUGCGUGAGGCCAGCGAGGAUGUGACGACCGGCGCGGAUCUCUUGCCGCCAACAUUGCCAACAAAGCCAAGCGCCGCUGUUAGUGGCGGUACUGCCCAACAGCAGCAGCCACAACAAACGUCUAACGCAGGCGGUGAAGUCUGCGAUGAGGAAAAACCGCCACCUAUACCACCAAAGGAGUCAUCACUCACACAAAUUAGCGGUAUUCUGAAGGGCGGCAAAUUGUGGAAACAGGACUCAAUGUCACAGUCCGAUGACCAGAAUAACACCACUUCCGAGGAUGAAGGUGGCACCACAAAGCGUUCGGUGCGUUUUGUUACUGAAGAUUUGGCCGUUGACGGCGAGGGUCAGACAACUGGCGACGCCGAUGAAGGGGAAAAUCAGAUAAAUGAACUCAUACCGAUCAAGAAACAUUCCACAUUAUUUAAUAACGCAUUACGUCCCAAUUCCGCCGUACGCCAGUUGUUCCCGAGCGUCGCUCACCAAACACCGGUGCUCACCUCAGAAGCAUUACGAGCAUUUGACGAGUCCAAGCGUGCUGGUUGUUUGGUGCCAAAUCUACCCGGCUGUGGUGAUACGGAUACGCUAAGGCGUAGCAUUGAGCGCAACAUAUUGCGACGAUCGUUGAUCAAGAAAAAGGCCGUCAAAUCGGAUAUUUCGCUUGAGGAGCGCAUUAAACAGUUGACCUGCGACAUUGAUGAAACGAAUGAGGAUAGCGCUGCGGAGAACGGUGAUGAGGAAAGCUCGAAAUUAGCUGCGGAAGCCAACUGCGAAUUGAUGCAUCGCGGCAGUCCUAUGGGCGAAGAGAAUCCGCAGAAAUUUGUCAACGGUAACAGCGAUAAAAGCUUUUCGCCCAGCUCGUCAGUUUCGAGCUCAUCGAGUGGCUCAUCGGCUUAUAAGAAGAUCUCCGACAUAUUCAAUCGUGACAAGAAGCAAGAAAAGAUACUAGAAAUGGAAGAGAAUCCCAUAGUUAUAAUACCUCAGGAAUGCCGCUGCCCGGCCGCACCCGAUCUCGGCAUGGGCAUACAAGUACCCGUCGUACAUACCCAAAUUCAUCGCACACCACCACGUCAAGUGGAGCCCAAACGUCAAUUCCUCUCCACACUAGCACCACUAACCGCAUGUGUGGCUGGCAACAAGGACGAUCUUUCAUCCUACUACACCUUGGCUGCGGCACAUCAUAGCGGCCAUGCGGCCAAUAAUGCACAAUUCGCUGAAUUCAAUUUGGGUGGUGCCAAUUUGAGCGAACAGACAGGCGGUGGUAACCAGGGCGGCAGCGGUGGCGGUGGUAGUGGUAAUGGUUGCGGCGGUGCUACCGAUGAAGUACGCAAGGUGGCGCCCGAUGUCAUUGCUGGCACGCCCGGACAGGAGCAGCAAGAUGAAUUGGCAGCAUUUGCACAGCAGGAAGCCAAUCGUACGGAAAAGAUUAAAAAGCGCUACACCAACGAAAACUCCAACAAUAGCUCUGACGAUGAUGAGCAAAAUGAUUAUGGCUUUAAUAAACGCCCUUCGGUGCGCGGCAUCAAACCGAAGUUUAGUUCCACCAAUGAGAUUUUACAACAAAUGCAGGAGCAAUUAAAUCAGCAGAUGCCAAGCGUUGCUGUGGGACAGCCCGUCAACCAGGCCAUCAAGAGCUACACGCUGCCAAAGCAAGCCUCCACAAGUUCCAUGACCAAACAGAUCUCACAAAAUCCCUCUCCACAAAAUGUGCCACAUCCUGUGAGUGUUGUACAGCAGCAGCAACAACAGCAGCAACAACAACAGCAGCAGCAGCAGCAGCAGCAACAACAACAACAACAACAGCAACAACAACAACAGCAGCAACAACAACAGCCACAACAGCCACAACCGCCAUCUCAAGUGAUGGUCGGCCAGCAACAGCAACCACAGCCCCAGGCAGUCCAAGUGCAGGCCAAUAGCAUCGCCCAACAGCAAACCGAACAGCGCACUUGGAGUUUCUACGCGGACGGCGGUGCUGAACAACACCGACUGCCCAUUGAAGGCGCAGGCCUACAACAGGCAUACUACCAAACAUUGCCAGGUGGUGCAAUGUUCCGCCAAACAAUUAUGCAGCAGGGUCAGGACGAAGCGGCAAUGAUGUACGCCGCACAAAAUUGCCAAAGUGUCACCGCUAUUGAGCAGCAACAUUACGGCCACUAUGCACGCAGUCCGACCCGACGUCCAGAGUCGCCACCACCGCUGCGCAAUUACCACCAAACAAUGGUGUUGAUUCCCUACAACGCACAGACCUACUCACAAUAUGCCGCCUCCAACAUAGAUCCGAAAGUGGCGCACAUCCAACGCCAAAAUAUACUGGAGUAUCAGCAGGUAACCCAGCAGACGAUUCGUGUUCCCAUCGGCUAUGCGCUGCCCGGCAUGCAGCUUCAUGUGAUGGCUGGACGUGGCCAUGCAGCAGCACACUAUGCGCAACAUGCGCAACAGGCGGUGGGUGUUGAAGCUGCGGCGGCCGCCCAUCCACACCAGCAUCCGCAUGCACCGCAUCAGCGCAUCAUGGCACAGCGCUAUCAGUUCGCACAGGAGGGCAAUAUACCUGGUUUCAGUGAGCGUGGCGUACCGGAAGGCGCGGCCGCGGUGUCGCACACCGAUUGUCACAGCAUGGUGUCGCCCACCGCCAGCCAGGCAGCCGCUGUGCAACAGCAAUUGCAGCAACAACUGCAACAACAACACCAGCAGCAACAACAACAGCAACAGGCGAACAUGGCACAACAACAACAACAGCAGCAGCAAGCAGCACCACCGCCACCCCCGAAUGCCGGACAAGCUACUGCGGCCGCCGCCGCCGCCGCCGCUGCCGCUCAAGGUUCCGUCUAUUAUGCGAUGAACGUAUGACCCGCGGCCGAUUAGUCGGCGCCAACGGCGGCGGUCAUUGUGGAGCGCCGUCAGUGUCAACGCGUCGAAAUGUCGUCGGUACAGCUGAGCACACGGUAAACUGCAAUGGGAACAGGUGGCGGAGCCCGGGGCGGCUCAAAUCAAUAGGAGAGUUUAGUAUUAAGGAAAAAGCAAAUUGAUGGGGCACAUGCAAUGUGAGCGCGCGUGGUAUGGCAAGAAAAUUGGCCAUGCCAUGCCAAGUAGGCAGGGGUUAUUUUAGUAGAAAAGCAUAGCAUGAAUUUGCAUGCAACCAACCAGCAACGAGGGAAUUUAAUUAGAAACGGUUUAGAAUUACAUAAUUGUGUAGUAGUUAUAACUAUAGUUAAACGUAAAUUAUUAUGAGUGGAUUCAAGCAUAUAAAUAUUAACUUUAGAAACUGUAUACAAAAUAAGAAAUUAAGGAAGGUCUCUGAACAGCUGGCAAAAAUGUGUCAUAUUCCAUUAGAAAUUAAAGCUUCCAUUCACACAUAAGAUGGCAGCAGCAUUUGAGGGUAAGUGCAGAAUAAUGUUUUCAAAUUGCAAGUGCAGAAUACUCACGCUAUGCCACACGAAUUUUGCGAUCUAUUAGCAACUCGAAUUUUUAAGCCAGGCUAACUUUUUUAUUGUAAUACUGAGGUCCACUGAUUUUAAGAAAAUCAAAUGGGAAAAAUAGCAUUGCCAGGUAAAGCAGGUACUGACUAAUUUAUUCUUUAAGUAAAUAUAAUCGUUCGAAAUGCUUCUUUGUAAACUUCUUUUAAUUAUCAAGAUUUUGUCGGCACUUUUCGGAAUCCGUCGUUUUUUUUAUUUUGGUAAUUUUUUGGCAUUUUACUGUUUUACUUUGCGGGAUUUUU
Molecule: messenger RNA, 3940 nt
Organism: Rhagoletis zephyria (snowberry fruit fly)
Lineage: Eukaryota; Metazoa; Arthropoda; Insecta; Diptera; Tephritidae
Product: mastermind-like protein 2
Cellular component (GO): endosome; trans-Golgi network; trans-Golgi network transport vesicle
Source: RefSeq, a predicted model, not a curated record